Oryza sativa Japonica Group (Japanese rice) is the source of this 852-nucleotide messenger RNA. RefSeq lists its product as uncharacterized. Gene Ontology annotation, molecular function: zinc ion binding; nucleic acid binding. The record is from RefSeq and is a predicted model, not a curated record. NCBI's taxonomy places the organism in Eukaryota, Viridiplantae, Streptophyta, Magnoliopsida, Poales, Poaceae.
AUGGGCACCCCGCAGGACCGUGCGCCUACCCCUGAUGAGAACGAUCAGGCGCUGCACUUCCUGCGACACCACCUCUACGCCACGCUCAAGAAUGAGUACAUGGGAUUGCGGAGCCCAAUCACUCUCUGGACCGCACUCAAGAAGCGGUUCGAGAAGUUGAAGUACACCAUCCUACCCCAAGCAGAGCAGGACUGGGCUCGCCUGAGGUUCGCCGACUUCAAGAGCGUCGCCGAGUACAACUCCGCACUGCAUCAGAUCUGUACCAACCUCUCCCUCUGUGGCAAGGUUGUCACGGACGAGGAGAUGAUUGAGAAGACGCUCUCCACCUUCCACCCUAGCGCCAUGCAAAGCGCUCGUAACUACAGGCAGGCGUCAUACAAGGAGUAUGACGAGAUGAUCGAUAUCAUGCAGGUGUCUGAGUCUCAUGAAGAGGUUCUCCGCAAGAACUUUGUCUCCCAGCCACCUGGCAAGAGUGUUGGCCUUGAAGUCAAUGCUAGCAGUUACAAGGUCCGCAAGCCCGUCCAGAGGAAGAGGGGCAAGUGUGGUGAGAAGAAGGCAACCGAGAAGUCAGAGGGAAAAGCUCCUCCUACCCAGGGAGCACAGGGAGGCAAGGGCAAGAAGGAAGCCAAGCCACCUCGCAAUGACAAGCCAUAUGGCCAGCAGGACCAGACAUGCUACAAGUGUGGCAUUUGGGGCCACUGGAGUUGUAUUUGCGAGGAGCCCCCGCACGUCGUCGACGCAUACCAGGCCAGCAGGAAGGCCAAGGCAUCCACAGAAGCACACAUGGUUGAUGCUCACACUACGGCCACUCCCCAACCACUACUCCACUUGACGCCCCUGCAGCUGCAGUAG